AUGGUAUUCAAGAGCUGCUUCUUCACUGCAUGUGGUAUUACACUUGUCAUUGCUGAUACUGGCAGUGAUAGUCUGACCAUGUCAGUAGGUACGAAUGGAACCAUCGUACAAGCAAAGACUGGUACGACUGAAUUCAUGGGGACUGAAUACAAUCCACACAAGUGUUUACUUCAGUUUUUAAGCUUAGAAUGUGAUGAGGAUACGUGUGCUGAACUUAAUGGAUAUCAGCUUGAAUGUGUCUCUCAAGGUCUUCAGAAUGGCAAAGAAAAGAAAAUGUGCGAAUGCAAGGACGAUGACAUGAAUGUUUGUCAGAAUUCAACAAACCCGACGGUGACAUCGGGUACUGUCCCUCAAUUUGGAGAAUGCAGUGAUCAACUUCAGUGUAUUGAUUCCUAUGGCUACAUUUCAACAUCGAAAGAAGAAGGACCGAUUUGUGCAGAGAAGUUACACUGUCUUCAAGAAGUUAACACGACGGCUACUGCACCGGCGUCUAUUUGUCACACGUGCAUGUCGUGUAUUGCUCAAAAUGAUGCUGCAGAGAAGCAAUUGGCUACCGCUAAACGCUUUAAUUGUGCGACCAUUUGCCCGAAAGAGAUCCUUGAUACUGUUAAGGAACGAAACGCUGCUGGAGUGGGUAUUGCUGAUUCGUUUGAGGUGACGCCCCCACCUUCUGGCUCGGAAGACGACCAGACUGGGUCAGGAUCUGACGAUGAUGGACCGGGAACUGUCAGCAGUAGUGCUGCUGUGCCUCAAGUCAACCUUGCUGUUCUCCUAUCUACUAUUGUCGCGGUAGCUUUGAUUGGAGCGAUAAACUAA
This is a messenger RNA of Peronospora belbahrii, 816 nucleotides long. NCBI's taxonomy places the organism in Eukaryota, Oomycota, Peronosporomycetes, Peronosporales, Peronosporaceae. The record is from the annotation of a GenBank genome assembly.